Messenger RNA from Polistes dominula (European paper wasp), 1824 nucleotides. It is a transcript of the gene sea, whose product is annotated as mitochondrial citrate transporter scheggia. Gene Ontology annotation, molecular function: citrate secondary active transmembrane transporter activity. Lineage: Eukaryota; Metazoa; Arthropoda; Insecta; Hymenoptera; Vespidae. Gene Ontology annotation, cellular component: mitochondrion. Gene Ontology annotation, biological process: mitochondrial citrate transmembrane transport. The record is from RefSeq and is a predicted model, not a curated record.
AAAGGAAUCAUUGCUGGUGGUAUUACCGGAGGUAUAGAAAUUUGUAUUACAUACCCAACUGAAUAUGUAAAAACACAACUACAAUUGGAUGGUAAAAGUGGAGCUGGCAAAGAAUAUACAGGAAUAUGGGAUUGCGUAACAAAAACUGUCAAAACUCGUGGAUUCUUUGGAUUAUACAGAGGCCUAUCCGUUCUCCUUUAUGGCUCUAUACCAAAAUCAGCAGUACGUUUUGGUGCUUUCGAAUCAGUUAAAAAAAGAUUGGUCGACGCAGAUGGAAAUCUCAAUGCUCAGAGAAAACUUUUGGCAGGACUUUGCGCUGGUGUAUGCGAAGCUAUUUUCGCGGUGACUCCUAUGGAAACGGUCAAAGUUAAAUUUAUUAAUGAUCAGAGAUCGCCUAAUCCUAAGUUUAAGGGAUUUUUUCACGGCGUUAGUUUGAUAGUCAAAGAAAAUGGAUUCAAAGGAGUAUACCAAGGUGUUAUGCCUACUAUUUUAAAACAAGGCUCUAAUCAAGCAAUACGAUUUUUUGUAAUGGAAACAUUAAAAGACUGGUACAGAGGUGGUGACAAUAAUAAAAAUGUUCCUAAGGUUGUUGUCGGUGCGUUUGGUGCAUGUGCUGGAGCAGCUUCAGUUUUUGGAAAUACCCCUGUAGAUGUUGUCAAAACUAGAAUGCAGGGUUUGGAGGCAUCAAAAUAUAAAAGCAGUAUAGACUGCGUUAUCCAAGUAUGGAAAAAAGAGGGUCCAUUAGCCUUUUAUAAAGGCACUAUUCCAAGAUUAAGUAGAGUAUGUUUAGAUGUUGCUAUAACAUUCAUGAUAUACGAUUCAUUUAUGGAUCUGUUUAAGAAAAUAUGGCCAUGAAAAAACUUAUAUAUAUUUAUAUAGAAUUUUUAUUUUAUUAUAUUAUAUUAUUUUAAAUGAUAUUUUAUAUGAACAUUAGAACAUUCCUUUAUGGGAGUACAUUUGCGUAAUAUGUUUGUAUGAUAAUGACUGGAAUAUUAUUUUCUUAUAAUAAGUUUAUUAUCAUUCAAAGAUAUUAUCUUGUUAAAUUAAUAAAUACGUCUCGUAUGAUGUCGAUCAUUUAAUGUGCAGUAGUUGGUCGGUUGACAAACAUAAUCUGUUAAUCAUCGAAAAAGACAAAUUUACAGUUUUACAAAUCUUCUAUACAGUGUCGGUUUUUUUUGCACUUAUUUUGUAAAAUGUUCAUUAACCGAUCAUUUACUGUAUUUUAUUAGAGAAACAUUAUUGUUUGCACAAAAUACAUUUUUUUAUAUAUAUAGAGAGACAUAUUGUAUAUUAAGCACAAGGUUUUAUUAAUUUAAAUAAGGUAUAUGUAAAUAAUACAUAAACAUUCCAUGAUAUUAAUAUACACACAUAUACAUAUGCAUGAGAGUAUUGUAUGAACUAAAUAAUUGCAAUCAAUGCUGUGCCAGAAAACAAAAUCAAAUAUUAAAAAAUUAUAUAUACCUAUGUUUAAAUAAUAAUAAUAAUAAUAAUAAUAUAAUUUUAUAUAAAUAUAUGUGCACAGUUUUAUACUUGAAAAAAGAAAACAUUAUUCAAGAUGUAUUAAAUGAUGUACAUAGAUAUAAUUUAAAAUCAGUUGGAAAAAAAAGAAAAGUAAAAAGUUUAAAAGAGACUACAAGUUUGCAUAGACGACGCAAAUGUAUUUAAUAAUAAUAAAGCUUCAGAGAGGUAUUUAUGUACACAUUCCACAUUAUUUUAAUUGUAUUAUAUUGCAUACAAUUAUUAAUUAAAAUGAUAUUGCCAUAUUGUAACCAAAAAUAAUAUACAUAUUUUUAUCGAAUAUUUACAAUCGCAUAUGCCACAUGA